AUGACUUUGGAAGAUUUCGAAAAGUCCCUGGCAGAGGGUCAGGAGCGACACGCAAAGUCUGAUCGCGAAAGACACCAUCAUGAUCGGCGUCACGAUCGCGAUCGCAGCCAAGACCGCUCGAGACAACAUCGCCAUCAUCGUUCAAGCCAUCAUCGACGACACUCCUCCAGAUCCCGUGAACGCGAAAGUAACCGAGACCGUGAACAUAGGCGUCGCGACGAGGAUGGCCACCGACACAAGCGCUCGCGUCGCUCUAACGACGAAGGAGAAGAUCAUGGCCACAAACGGCGCCACCGCGAUACAAAAGACGAUGAGCCAUCUGCGACUCCAGCUGUGGCUCAAGCUGAGCCUAGCAACCUGAAACGAGACUCAUGGAUGGAAGCGCCUUCGGCUCUGGACAUUGAUUAUGUUCAUCGACCAAACUCUACGCGACAGGAGGAGGAAGCCAAGCCAAAAAUGCUCCACGCGGGCUACGAAUUGAAAAUUCAUGAUAAAGAACUCAACAGUCAUCUUCGCGAUCUCAAUGAUGGAAAAACACUUGAGGAUAUCGAGGAUGAGCCUGCCCAGCAUGAGGUUGACUACACCUUUGGAGACUCCGGGUCACAAUGGAGGAUGACGAAGCUCAAAGGUGUCUAUAGGGAAGCAGAAGAAAGCGGCCGAGCCUUGGAAGAGGUGGCUGCCGAGCGAUUUGGAGAUAUCAGGUCCUUCGACGAUGCUCGGGAAGAAGAAACCGAGAUGGAUCGACGCAACACCUACGGCAAGUCCUACGUGGGCAAGGAGAAGCCCAGCGGUGAACUUUUCCAGGAACGGAAGCUUCAGAAUGACGUUCGCCGAGCCCCGCUUGAGCAUGUCCGUGAUCCGGAGCAGGAGCUUCAUGCCGAGGGCCAAGGCAAGAAGGUCGACACUGCACCCCCUCAGAGGACCACCCAGCAUCUGGAUAUGACGGCAUUGAAUCGUCUCAAGGCCCAAAUGAUGAAAGCAAAACUCAAGAAAUCCCCAGACGCUGCGCAGCUUGAAGAGCAAUACAAUACGGCGGCCGCCGCUAUGUCGAACCGCAAGGAAUCUGACGUUGUGGUUCUGGAUGUUAUGCACAACCCCAUGCUAGCAGGCCCAAGAAAUGAGGUCAAAUCUAUCGACACCAAGAGAGGCCGCGAGAGAGGCCAGGUGGAAGCAAAUGAGGACAUGACCAUCGAAGACAUGGUACGGGAAGAACGCAAGACUCGAGGUCAAGCUGGCGGAGAAGGCCGGCGGUUGGCUGACCAAAUUGGUCGAGACUCCAAAUUCGAAAAUGACUUGGAGUACAUGGAUGACAAUGCGUCCAAGCUAGCCAAGCGGGUGCAUAGAUCUGAAAUCGAUCUCAAGAACAACACAAUCAGCGAAUUCCACAAGAUGAACAGGAUCCUGGACAACUGCCCCCUCUGCCACAACGAAGAUAAGGGUACACCCCCUCUCGCCCCCGUGGUAUCUCUUGCAACUCGCGUCUUCUUGACGCUCCCCACCGAGCCCGAAAUCAGCGAGGGUGGUGCAACCAUCGUACCAAUCCAGCACCGGACCAACCUCAUGGAAUGUGAUGACGACGAGUGGGAAGAAAUUCGCAACUUCAUGAAGAGCCUCACUCGCAUGUACCACGACCAAGGCCGGGAUGUAAUUUUCUACGAAAACGCGGCCCAGCCGCAACGGAAGAAGCAUGCUUCCAUGGAAGCCGUGCCUUUACCCUACAGUCUGGGAGAGACUUCUCCUGCAUUCUUCAAGGAAGCCAUUCUUAGCGCUGAAUCCGAGUGGUCGCAGCACAAGAAGUUGAUCGACACUCUUGCCAAGUCAAAGCAAGGCCUGGGUCGCUCCGCUUUCCGCCGAAGCUUGGUGAAGGAGAUGCCCUACUUCCACGUCUGGUUCGAGCUUGACGGCGGUCUGGGUCACAUUGUGGAGGACGACAACCGCUGGCCCCGCGGAGAUCUCUUUGCCCGAGAGAUCAUCGGAGGAAUGCUGGAUGUUGCGCCAGACGUCGUCAAGCGACAAGGACGGUGGAAUCGUGGUGAUCGUAGAGUCGAUGGAUUCAGAAAGCGAUGGAGGAAGUUUGACUGGACUCGCGUUUUGGUCGAAGGGCAGUAG
Molecule: messenger RNA, 2109 nt
Organism: Penicillium olsonii
Lineage: Eukaryota; Fungi; Ascomycota; Eurotiomycetes; Eurotiales; Aspergillaceae
Source: the annotation of a GenBank genome assembly